CACUUUUUUCAGAUCCAUGAAGAGCCAUCCACAGCAACGGUCCCAUUCCUACUGAGACCAACAUUCUCUGUCCACGAAUUUCUUGGGAUCAGAGCCUGUGAAUAUUAACCUCUUGCCCUCAGUGCUUCCUUUCUGGCUGGGGGAGGGGACACCCAUCCCCAGUACCCCCAGCCAUGACAACUUCAGCUCUGAGACGGCAGGUAAAGAAUAUCGUGCAUAAUUAUUCAGAAGCAGAAAUUAAGGUACGUGAAGCAACCAGCAAUGAUCCCUGGGGCCCACCAAGCACCCUCAUGUCAGAAAUCGCUGACCUGACUUUUAAUACCGUGGCCUUCGCUGAGGUUAUGGGCAUGAUCUGGAGGCGGCUCAAUGAUAGUGGGAAGAACUGGCGCCAUGUAUACAAGGCUCUGACCCUGUUGGACUAUUUGCUGAAGACUGGCUCUGAUAAAGUAGCCCACCAGUGUCGAGAGAACCUCUACACCAUUCAGACCCUCAAGGAUUUCCAGUAUGUGGAUCGAGAUGGCAAGGAUCAGGGCAUCAAUGUUCGAGAGAAGGUCAAGCAGGUGAUGGGGCUGCUCAAGGAUGAGGAACGAUUGAAGCAGGAAAGGACCCACGCACUCAAGACGAAGGAACGCAUGGCCCUAGAGGGCUCUGGCAUUGGCAGCGGGCAGUUGAGCUAUGGUCGCCGGUCCUCCCAUUAUGGGGACGAGUUCAGCCGGACCAGAGGAUCCCCUUCUUCCUACAACUCCUCAUCCUCAUCUCCUCGAUUUACCUCCGACCUGGAGCAAGCUAGACCUCAGACAACAGGAGAGGAGGAGCUACAGCUGCAGCUGGCGCUGGCCAUGAGCCGGGAAGAGGCAGAGAAGCAGCCGGUCCCUCCAGCCUCCCACAGGGACGAGGAUCUGCAGCUGCAGCUGGCACUGCGCCUGAGCCAGCAGGAGCAUGAGAAGGAGGUGAGGUCCUGGAGGGGAGAUGACUCCCCCUUACCCAAAGGCACUGGGGGCCAUGGUCGGCGGGACCAGGACCCCGAAAGAAAGGAGGAAAAGGAAGGAGAGAAACUGAAAACCAGCCAGUCUUCCAUCCUGGACCUUGCUGAUAUCUUUGGACCAGGACCAGCUCCACCUUCCACACACAGCUCUGCUGACCCAUGGGAUAUUCCAGGUCUCAGGCCAACUGUGGAGCCUGCCGGUUCCUCUUGGGGACCCUCUGCAGACCCUUGGUCUCCAGCCCCCUCUGGGGAUCCUCUGUCCCGUAGCCAGCCUUGGGACUUGCCAUCUAUGCUCUCAUCUUCGGAACCCUGGAGACGGACGCCUGGGCCCCCCCUUUCCAUGGAUCCCUGGGUGAAGGAUUCCCCCCAACACAAACCCUCUGGCACAGGAACAGAUCCCUGGGGAGCUACCUUGGACACCCCCAGCACUCCCACAGCUCUAGGUGGUUCAGCCUUUGACUUAUUUGCCAAACUUCCAGAAUCAACAGAGGCCAGAGAGGGGUCAGAGAGUGUCCAGGCCCUCCCCUCCGUGCGAUCUGGCAGCCCUGACCUAGACCUCUUUGGAGACCCUCUCCCUAGCUCCAAGCAGAAUGGCACAAAGGAGCCAGAUGCUUUUGACCUGGGAGGACUUGGUGGGGCAUUGACUCAGGCAGGCAAAGACGGUCGAGCCUGCCAGACCCCUGAGUCUUUCCUGGGACCCUCAGCCUCCUCCUUGGUCAACCUGGAUUCACUAGUGAUGGCUCCACAACCUACGAAGACAAGAAACCCAUUCCUUUCAGGUCUCAGCGCCCCGUCCCCAACCAACCCAUUCAGUUUGGGUGAGCAGUGCAAGCCAACUCUCAACCAGAUGCGGACAGGGUCUCCAGGGCCCAAUCUGGCCUCCUCAGUGCCUGUGGGUGCUCCCGUAGGCUCAAUGACCUACAGCGCCUCUCUGCCCCUUCCACUCAGCAGCGUUCCAGCAGGAAUGACCCUUCCUGCCUCUGUCAGUGUCUUCCCUCAGGCUGGCACCUUCCCUCAGCUGCCUGGGACCUUGCCUCAGCCCCUGCUCCCCAUGUCUGGUGCAGUGGGACCCCUGAACCCCUCUUCUCAGGCAGGCACCAACCCUUUCCUUUGAACUCUGCCCUUGUCUGCUCAGCUCUCACUUCUGGCACCUUCUUCCCUCCUUCCUGGAAGCAGUUUCCAUGUCUCUUCCCCUUGCUUCUCUGCCUCUAUGCCCCGGUCAGCCGCUGGCAGCUGACCAGAGCUUUUCCCACCCCGUGCUUAAGGGGCUGGGACAGUGGACAGGGGCACUGCCCCCACCCCACUUAGGUCAGUAUGAAUGUUGCCUGGAUGCUUGGUUCCCUGUCCUGCCUCAGGAGUGAAAGAGGGUCUUGGGAGCUCAGGGAAAGGCCAUCACGGGAGCCAGCAUCCCCCAGGUUUUGUUUGGGCUGGAGGAGUGACUUUCCCAGCUCCAUCUAUCCCUUGAAGGGGCUCAUGGAUGUAUGUAUGUGUGGGGGGCUCCGACACCACAAGUACUGUAGUGCAUAGCACAGAAGAAGCCUGGUGACCAGAAGCCUUUUGGAGCCAUGGCAAUGGUCCCAGAAUAAAUACCUGAACUAGCACGAUAGAGCCGA
Vombatus ursinus (common wombat) is the source of this 2598-nucleotide messenger RNA. Its product is annotated as epsin-3-like. Gene Ontology annotation, cellular component: clathrin vesicle coat; plasma membrane; endosome. Bases 174 to 2099 code for a protein of 641 amino acids. Gene Ontology annotation, molecular function: phospholipid binding; clathrin binding. The record is from RefSeq and is a predicted model, not a curated record. Lineage: Eukaryota; Metazoa; Chordata; Mammalia; Diprotodontia; Vombatidae. The transcript is spliced from 9 exons. Gene Ontology annotation, biological process: endocytosis.